UUCCUCCCAACCUUGCAGCGUGCCUGACUGAGAGUGGAUGCUUCCAGGUUCCAGGUCUGGCAUCCUUGAAGUGAACCUGAGACAGAGUAGAGGAGGAAGAGGAGGAGGAGAAAGGACUGCAAGCAAGCGGACCGGCCGCCGGGCAAGCAAGCAGGCAGCCAGGCAGGCUAGCUCAGGAGGCUUGGCUGGCUGGUACUCGGUGUCCUGAAGCAGCUCAAGAAGCCACUGAUCUGUUCUCAGCCUGACAGUUCAUCUGCUGAUCCACCUAUGAGAGAAGUUGCUGCCCUCAACUAGCUAAGAGUGAGGAAUGAACUGGUGUUGGCAUGUCUCACCCCUAGAGCAGCUCCCAGGGGCCCUUUCUGUGGCACGGGGACAGUGCCAGGUCUGCCAUCUGUUUCUCUGGGGCUGAAUCUCCUUCCAGGGACUCCCUAUCUGCUGUUCUAAAACCCAUCCCUUCUAGAACAAGAAAGCGACAGUAGCAAUGAAUUACCCCAUGCCCCAGAAAUUGGGAUUGGAAUGAAUAGAUGCCAACAGAUGCUCUAACCAGUCGAUAUCCAAGACCAAUCUCUCAAACGCCAAAGAACCAAUUCUUCUCCUGAGGCUGGCUCAUCCAAGCCCAGUCCCAGCAGUAUCCAUCUUUUAUUGAGGUCCAGAAAUUAUCCCUCUGUGGGGGGAAAUCCCCUGGUCACUAAGGCUUUCGCUCAUCGGGCCAGAUACUCUGAAGUGACAAUGGAAGACCACAUGUUCAGCGUUCAACAAAUUCAGCCCAACGUCAUUUCCGUAAGGCUGUUUAAACGCAAAGUGGGCGGCUUGGGAUUCCUGGUGAAAGAACGGGUCAGCAAGCCUCCGGUGAUUAUCUCGGAUCUGAUUCGGGGUGGGGCAGCUGAACAGAGUGGCCUUAUCCAGGCAGGAGACAUCAUCCUUGCGGUCAAUGGCCGGCCUUUGGUGGACAUGAGCUAUGACGGUGCCCUGGAGGUUCUGAGGAGUAUUGCUUCAGAGACUCACGUGGUCCUUAUCCUGAGAGGCCCCGAGGGCUUCACUACUCACCUGGAAACUACAUUCACUGGGGACGGGACACCCAAGACCAUCCGAGUGACCCGACCCUUAGGCCCAGCCACCAAGACGGUGGACCUGUCCCACCAGGCUGUUCCCAGCAAAGAUCAGCCCCCCGGGCCGGACAGUGCGGCCCCCCUCCGAAAUGUGCCUCAGCGUCCCCGAGAAAAUGGUCAAGAAGACAAUCCCCUGGCACAAGCCAACGGCAUGGUACCUGACCCCACAAAGAAGGGUGCCCCGGCUGGCCUGCAUGGAGGUGGGGAAAGCAACGACCUUCUCCGAGAGAUCCAGCCAGUGCUGAACCUGCUUACCAGUGGCAAGAAGGAGAUCAAUGGAGGGCAGCCGCACAAGGUGGAGACCAAGGAUGCAGAAGUCCAGGCAGACAGAGAUUUGGAAGGAAAGUCCCACAAACUUCUGCCACUUGGAAUGGAGAAUGAUCGUGUCUUCAAUGAUUUGUGGGGCAAGAAUAACAUGCCUGUUGUCUUGAACAACCCAUAUUCAGAAAAGGAACAGCCUCCAACCUCGGGAAGGCAGUCACCUACCAAGAAUGGCAGUCCUACUAAAUGUCCUCGUUUUCUCAAAGUCAAGAAUUGGGAAACAGAUGUGGUUCUCAAUGACACACUUCACCUCAAGAGCACCUUGAACACAGCUUGCACUGGACAGAUCUGCAUGGGUUCCAUCAUGUUCCCCUCCCAACACAUACGGAAGCCUGAAGAUGUCCGAACUAAAGAGCAACUCUUUCCCUUGGCCAAAGAGUUCAUUGAUCAAUACUAUUCAUCUAUAAAGAGAUUUGGCUCCAAAGCCCACACAGAUAGACUGGAAGAAGUAAACAGGGAGAUAGAAACCACCAGCACCUACCAGCUGAAAGACACAGAGCUGAUCUAUGGAGCUAAACAUGCCUGGAGAAAUGCUUCUCGCUGUGUGGGCAGGAUCCAGUGGUCCAAGCUGCAGGUGUUUGAUGCACGAGACUGUACCACAGCCCACGGGAUGUUCAACUACAUCUGUAAUCAUGUCAAAUAUGCCACAAACAAAGGGAACCUCAGAUCCGCCAUCACCAUAUUUCCCCAGCGGACAGAUGGCAAGCACGACUUCAGAGUCUGGAACUCCCAGCUCAUCAGAUACGCAGGUUAUAAGCAGCCUGAUGGCAGCAUCCUAGGAGACCCUGCCAAUGUGGAGUUCACAGAUAUAUGCAUUCAGCAAGGCUGGAAGCCUCCAAGAGGACGUUUUGAUGUCCUGCCGCUCCUGCUCCAGGCCAAUGGCAAUGAUCCUGAGCUGUUCCAGAUUCCUCCGGAGCUGGUUUUGGAAGUGCCCAUCAGACAUCCCAAGUUCACAUGGUUCAAGGAGCUGGGACUGAAGUGGUAUGGUCUGCCAGCUGUAUCCAGCAUGCUCCUGGAGAUCGGAGGCCUCGAGUUCAGUGCUUGCCCAUUCAGCGGCUGGUACAUGGGCACUGAGAUUGGCGUCCGUGAUUACUGUGACAACUCGCGAUAUAAUAUUCUUGAGGAAGUGGCCAAAAAGAUGAAUCUGGACAUGAGGAAAACUUCCUCCCUGUGGAAAGACCAAGCCCUGGUGGAGAUCAACAUUGCGGUACUCUACAGUUUCCAGAGUGACAAAGUGACAAUUGUUGACCACCAUUCAGCCACCGAGUCCUUCAUCAAGCACAUGGAGAAUGAGUACCGCUGCCGAGGAGGAUGUCCGGCUGACUGGGUUUGGAUUGUCCCGCCCAUGUCUGGCAGCAUCACACCUGUUUUCCACCAGGAAAUGCUCAACUAUCGACUCACGCCUUCCUUUGAGUACCAGCCAGAUCCAUGGAACACCCAUGUCUGGAAAGGUACUAAUGGGACCCCCACAAAAAGGAGAGCCAUUGGCUUCAAGAAGUUGGCAGAAGCUGUCAAGUUCUCAGCUAAGCUGAUGGGUCAGGCCAUGGCAAAAAGAGUCAAAGCCACCAUUCUCUAUGCCACCGAGACAGGCAAAUCUCAGGCCUAUGCAAAAACCUUGUGUGAAAUCUUCAAACAUGCCUUUGAUGCCAAGGUCAUGUCCAUGGAAGAAUAUGAUAUUGUACAUCUAGAACACGAGACGCUGGUCUUGGUGGUUACUAGCACCUUUGGCAAUGGAGAUCCUCCAGAGAAUGGAGAGAAAUUUGGCUGUGCUUUGAUGGAAAUGAGGCACCCUAACUCUGUGCAGGAGGAAAGGAAGUCCCGGGAACCCUUGCCUUUCUUUCCCCGUAGAGGGCCACCACCUCCCUAUGAACAAACGGAAGUGUAUAACCUGGCUACGGCACGGGACAGUCAGGACAGGAGCUACAAAGUCCGGUUCAAUAGUGUCUCCUCGUACUCUGAUGCCCGGAAAUCUUCAAGUGAUGGACCCGACCUGAGAGACAAUUUUGAAAGUGCUGGGCCCCUGGCCAAUGUGAGAUUCUCAGUGUUUGGCCUUGGAUCGAGGGCGUACCCCCACUUCUGUGCCUUUGGCCACGCAGUGGACACCCUCCUUGAAGAACUUGGCGGGGAACGCAUCCUGAAGAUGAGGGAAGGGGAUGAGCUCUGUGGUCAGGAAGAAGCCUUCAGAACAUGGGCCAAGAAGGUCUUCAAGGCAGCCUGUGAUGUGUUCUGUGUGGGGGAUGAUGUCAACAUAGAGAAAGCCAACAAUUCCCUCAUCAGCAAUGACCGAAGUUGGAAGAGGAACAAGUUCCGGCUGACCUAUGUGGCUGAAGCUCCAGAGCUCACCCAAGGUCUGUACAGCAUUCACAAAAAAAGAGUAUCUGCUGCCCGGCUCCUCAGCCGCCAGAAUCUUCAAAGCCCUAAUUCCAGUCGUUCAACCAUCUUUGUGCGUCUCCACACCAAUGGGAACCAAGAGCUGCAGUACCAGCCUGGGGACCAUCUAGGUGUAUUCCCUGGAAACCAUGAGGACAUGGUGAAUGCCCUGAUCGAUCGACUCGAGGAUGCCCCUCCUGCCAACCAGCUGGUGAAAGUGGAGCUUCUGGAGGAGAGGAAUACAGCUUUGGGUGUCAUCAGUAACUGGACAGAUGAGCACCGGAUUCCACCCUGCACCAUCUUCCAGGCCUUUAAGUACUACCUGGAUAUCACCACGCCCCCAACACCCCUGCAACUACAGCAGUUUGCUUCAUUGGCCACCAAUGACAAGGAGAAACAGCGACUGCUGGUCCUCAGCAAGGGAUUACAAGAGUAUGAGGAGUGGAAAUGGGGCAAGAACCCCACAAUUGUGGAGGCCUUGGAGGAAUUCCCAUCGGUGCAGAUGCCAUCCACUCUCCUGCUGACCCAGCUGUCCCUGUUGCAGCCCCGCUACUAUUCUAUUAGCUCCUCCCCGGACAUGUACCCUGAUGAGGUGCACCUGACUGUGGCGGUUGUGUCCUACCGCACUGGAGAAGGUGAAGGACCGAUCCACCAUGGGGUCUGCUCUUCCUGGCUCAACCGAAUACAACCAGAGGAAGUAGUUCCUUGUUUUGUCCGAGGAGCUCCCAGCUUCCACUUGCCCCGAGAUCCCCAGGUACCCUGUAUCCUAGUUGGCCCAGGCACAGGAAUAGCACCUUUCCGGAGCUUCUGGCAGCAAAGGCUAUUUGAUAUUCAGCACAAAGGCAUGUCUCCAUGUCCCAUGGUCCUGGUCUUUGGGUGUCGGCAGUCUAAGAUCGACCACAUCUACAAGGAGGAAACCCUACAGGCCAAGAACAAAGGUGUCUUCAGAGAGCUGUACACGGCCUAUUCCCGUGAGCCAGACAAACCAAAGAAAUAUGUACAGGAUGCCUUACAGGAACAGCUGGCAGAGACUGUGUACAGAGCCCUGAAGGAAAAAGGGGGUCACAUCUAUGUUUGUGGGGAUGUCACGAUGGCCGCCGAUGUUCUGAAAGCCAUCCAACGCAUCAUGAUCCAGCAGGGGAGGCUCUCAGCAGAGGAGGCUGGGGUGUUCAUUAGCAAACUGAGGGAUGACAACCGCUACCAUGAAGAUAUAUUUGGGGUCACCCUGCGCACGUAUGAAGUGACCAACCGCCUUAGAUCUGAGUCCAUUGCCUUUAUUGAAGAGAGCAAGAAGGACACUGAUGAGGUGUUCAGCUCCUAACUGGGUUCCUUCUGCCCCAUUCGGAUGGAUGCCAGGCUGGGCUGCCGCCCCCAGGCCUUCUCCCGGCGGAAGGUGCCAGGUUUUGGAAAGAUGGACACUGGUGCCUCUUUCCCAUGGGACUCCCGUGAAAUGCGCGCUCCCUCUCGUCCUGUCGUUGCGUUGUGGUUUUUUUGUCUGUUUUUCUUCUUUUCGGACCUCGAGUCCUGUGGGCCUUCCUUUGGCCCCCGUUUGUUUCCUCUUGGAACCUUUCUGCUGCAAUGCAAUGGCUUCUCCUCUGCAGUGGCUCUUAUGAAAUGACGUUUCUUCUCCCCCUCUUUCCCUCUUUCUCUCUUUCUCUCUCUCUAUUCCAAGGGCAUACCACAGCUGCAUGAAAUCACCAGAUCACUCCUGUUUGGCAUUUUCAUGUUGGUUUUCUGGGGUUUCUUUGGAAAUGCAGUAGGGACUGGAGAGCAAAGACUCGCUGUGGGUCUCUUCCUGUGGACAGUCCCCAGCGCCUGAAGUCACACGCCAUUCUUUUUUAAAGUUAUCGUCAUUUUUCAGUGUGCGUGUGCACGCACGUGUGUGUGUAUGUGUACGUGUGAGGGGCAUGGGUCCUCAUCUGUUCUCCCCUUGCUUGUACAAGCCUGUUGCCUGCAGACCUUUGGUGCAGAGAAACUGUUUUCCCUUGGCACAUGUGUCCCCACUCCAACAAGGCUGGCACCGUUUUGUAUGAACCACUUGGGAGCUCCUGGAUUGGAGAGCAUUGGCAUUCAAAGGGUCAGGGUGACUGUGAUGAUUGGGGAUGAUUUGUCCCCCAUGCGGGAGAAAUCAAUCAGUGUAUAAGUCACUGAGGAACAAAUCCAUCUCAUGAAUUCCAUACACCAUGCUCUCGCUCCCUCAGCUCUGGCCCCUGACACAUCAUCUAGUUUUAUGUCCUUCAAACCCUUUCCUAGACCCAUCUGCUACACUGCUCCUGGCCCUGGGUCUGCCACUAUUUGGUACUGAGCAAGUAACUUCACUGCCCAGGACCUCAGUUUCUUUCUCUGUGAAAUGGAUGGGAAUUUGUAGGGAAAUUUCUCCUUCCUCUACCCCCCCAAACCCCACUCAAAAAAAGUUGUCUUAAAGUAGAAUAAGCAUCCUCAGCACUAAAGUUCUUUGAGAAGAGUUUGGAUAAUCAACAGGCACUUACUAAGUGCCAGGAAUUAUGCUUGAUCAUGGAGAUAAAAAGAAAGGCAUUUUCUGUACCUUGAUGUGGUACAGAUAAGAUAUAUACAGAGUAAGUGGAAAGCCCCUCAUCAGUAGAAUCAAAUUAAUCAGCAUUUAUUAAGCUCCUUCUAUGUAUUAUGCCCUAUGCUAAGUGCUAGGGAUACAGUGAAAGGCAAAAAACAAACAAACAAAUCCAUAACCCCUGCUCCCAAGGAACUCACUGUCCAAUGGGAACGAUUCCAAAGGAAUGGCCUGGCCAAGGCAACUGCUAAGCCUUUUACAACUUAAGAGUGUAUAAAAAGGGAGAAGUUAAAGAUCUCUGAGCUGUCUCAUAACUCUAAAAGUCUAUGAUCCUCUUGGAGUUGGCCAAAAACAGUAGGCUAGAAAUCACAAGCACUACACUGACUUUGCUGUAUGAUAUUGGGGACCUUACCGCCAUAUGCCUCAGAUUUUCUCCCCUAUUUUUUUUCUUGAGAGAGAAAGAAUACUUUGUUUCCUGAGCAUGGAAGAGAAUAUAAAGAUUGUUUCCUGAGAAAUGCAUUAUGUCAACACACAUCACUAUUGAUUGUCUUUUGGCUCCAGUAAUGGACUUGCCCUCUCCCCCUGAGAUAUGAAACCUGAAAGGACAGUGAUAAGACUAAAGAGAGAGGUGUUCUUGUGUAUACUACUCCUUGACAAUAGAAAACAGCAGGGGACCGUGAUAAUCCAAAAAGUGCAGGAGAUGCUAGAUUACAUUAAGAGGGGAGCAUUGUGGAGAAUAAGGAAGGUUUUGCUCCUGUUGUCUGUCCUUUGCAUCCCUGGUCAGACCAUGUUUAGAGGACUAAGCUGGAGCACUUCCGGAGGAGGAUGACCAGAACAGUGAAGAUAUGUUCACCAGAUCAUACCAGUAUGCAUAAGAGAUGAAUAGAAGAGGAUUCCAUUUGGAACAAUAAAUGGAAGCAACAAAGAGGUAGAUUUUAAGAUAAGAACAAUGAGACGUAUCCAAAGGUUCAAUGCCUUGGAGAGAGUGGGAGCUCUCGCUGAUGGUUUUCAAGCAAAGGCCAGAGGACCCCUUGGUAUGAUUAUUGUUAAAGGGAUUCUGGCAUAGGUUGGACCAAAUAGCCCCUGAGGUAUUUCUGGUUUUGAGAGGCCGUGAUCAUGUGUAGAGGAAGAAAUGCAAUGGUAGAUGUGUUCCCUUCAACAGGGAAGCAUAUAUUCUUCACCUUUCUUGUUAAGACUUCUAACAGUCUGUUGAAAUCUAUGGAUACCUUUUCAGAAUCAUAUUCUUAAAUGUAUAAAAUAAUAGACAUAAGAUUAUAUACAGAAAAGCAAGUGUAUUGAAAUACAGUUAUAAAAGGCAAAAUUUAAACUAAGUUCAAGGACUCGAAGUUAAGAACCCAUGCCUUAAAAGAUGAAUAAUUUAAUUUGAUGCUUUUGACAGAAUUACUUUCUCUUGAUUGAGGUUUUAAAAGUCCCGUCCCAGAACUUUUGCUUUCCUUCCUAGUGGAAGGCAAAUGUCCUUCCAUUCAUGGUAAUUUUGACCUGGCCAAGUCCCUUGACAUAAUUGCCCUCCCCAAAGAAUUACUAAAGUUUUUGCCUAUUUGGAGAUGCUAAACACUAUUAAGUGGCAUCUGGAAAAAGCCAAUGGUCUUCCGGGUGAUGAAGCCUCAUAGAACCUACUCCAACCCUACAGGAUAAGAAAGAGGCUUCAGUUUCCUAUCCAUCCCCUAGUCACUGGUUUUCAUUAUUUUGGACAAACAUUUCUUCUAGAGAGCAUCCUCUGACUGAGUGUGGAGACCAGACAGAGAGAAAACAUUUGGGCAUCUUGGCCAGAGUUAACGUAUCUGUGAGAUCAGAUAAGCUCCCAGAAAUAACUUCAAGGAAAGCAAAGGGACCUUCUAACAUACAAGCCCCUCAGGAUGGAUGGCUGUCCUUUUUAUUCCCUAAGACCUCUUGGGAAGCAGGGCAGAUGGCCCCACAUAUGGUUCAUGCUACUGUUCUGCUCCCUGGCAAUCAGCAAAGUGUUCCUCAUGUCAGGUCACAAUCUCAAAGCAGUGGAAAGAGAUCUGGAUUUAAAAUUAAGAAGUCCUGCAUUCUAAUACUGCCUCAACACACCCUAACAGUGUUGCCCUUGGUAAGUCCCUCUAUCUCUUUAAGAUGCCAUUUCUUCAUUAUAAAAUGAGGACAACAAUAGAUAUGUUACACAGGAUUAUCCUAAAGAUCUAAUGAGAAAAUAUCUCCAAACUCCUUUAUAACUAUAACAUGCUGUGUGAUUAUUAGCUCUCUUUUUCUUUAAGCCAGUUUUCGCCUAUUCAAUUAAAAGAAUGACUUAACAUCCUUCUUAUAAAAACCCCUUCAAUGAGUUGGAGAUGGUCAUUAAGUCAGCCCUUCAUCUUCUCCAAUUAAAAGAAUUCUGGUUCUUCUCACGGCCUUUUUUCUUUUUAGUCCUUCUGCUUCUUUUGAGUCACAUCUCCUAAGACAUCACUAGUUUCCCAGGGGGUUAAGCUGUUGUCUCUGCUCUUCCUCUUGCUUUCCCCUUUUACAAAUGUCCUCUCUGAUUUCCACUCCCCAACUAAGCUUCAGGUUUUCACUAAUGCCUCCAUCUUUGAUAAAUAUCAGCAGUAAAGAGAGUUGUGGAUGCAGCCAUUCAUUCUAAACUAAGACCCAAAGUCAAAUGAAGAACUUUCAAUGUGUCUCUAGAAAUAGGUAUCCUCCUAAAUUCUAUCCCUGGUCCCCAGAACAAGCUACCAGGUGAGAGAUUAAUUAAAUGAGAGCUUCUAUUUCCAAGUAUUCCUUAACUUUGAAAAAUCUUUUAAAAAAAAGUUUUAUCUUCAAACCAGAAUCCUUUAUGUGUCACAGAGUUAUGACGCUAAUACUUUGGAUCUUACUAUGAAUUUACAACUGGUGAUCAAGUCCAUCCUUCACAGAGGCAAAGCAGCUGGCCCCAAAUAGAAGCAGUGAAGUGCUGCCCCUUAGGUCAUAGGAUCAUAAUUCUAAAGCUAGCAGUCAUGUUGAAGGCCAGGUUCAUUUUACAGAGAAGGAAACUGAGGCAGGAGGCUCUUAAGUGACCUACCCAAGUUUAUAAAGGUGGUAUAUGAACCCACAUUAUCUGACUCCAAUGCUCUUUCCAUUGUUCUAUGAUUCCCUGGGUGGAUUCCCAUGGAGAAGAAAGAAAUCUAGAUCCAUUUACCUUUUUCAUCCCAUGGGAGACCAUUUGUCAAUUCUGCAAGCAUGGAGGGGGUAAGAUCUGCAUUGUUGGAGGGUGUGUAAAGAGAUUAAAAUGCUGCAGAGUAUCACUGUAAGUGAGUAAAUGCUGCCCCCUCAUGGCAGUUCUCAGGAAACUCCUUGAGAUUGUCCAAAACUUUUAACAAUUGUGUGUAAUCCCAUUCAAAAAUUAGAGAAAUUCACUUUGUAUUUUUAAAAGCUGAUUACCUGGCAUCUGAAAGUGGUACUCCUUCCUCUCUAACUUGUUAAUAAGUUAAUUAUCAACCCUGAUUGUUAAACCUUAAAUAUCCUAUUGACAUGGAGAAUGAGGUAGGGGAUCAGAUCCUUCUUCCUCCAUCCCCAAUUCCCAUCCCAAAGAAUAAAGACAGCACCUAAUGAGUAAUCUCAGUGUAUCUCUGAGAUAAUAUAACAGUUCCUCGAAAAAGGUUAGUGAUAAUGGAUGCAGACGAAGUCUCAACAAAUCAAUAGCCUCACAAAUAACAGAGAAGAAAAAAGAAACAGAGAAACAUUUCUCAAAAGGUGGUAGAAUUUUAGCCAAUCUUAUUAGCCUCAAAACCACAUCCACUUGAUGUUUACAUGCUCGAUGUUUCUCUCUCUCUUCCUCCUCCCUAGUUCCUUUCCUCCUUUAACUACACUCCUAGAUUACAUAUAUUUUUAUACCCCCUUUUAAAAUCUUCAAUAAAGGAUUUGGGCUAAGAGGAUAGGAUGCUGGGUAGGAUGACAGAGGCUAGAUUUUCUAAUCCAAAUGAUAAUGCAAAACCUUCCUGAGAAUAAGUAACAUUGACCCUGACUUCCUGAGACACUGGGAGCUUUCCCAACCAUCCUUUGCCCACCCAGCCACAAUCCCUCCAGUUGGAAUGCAAAUCCAUUCAUUGAGAGCUCAGAUAAAAAGCUAAGUUUGGGGCCUCCAUCAUAGGGGAUGUCUUAAUCUUGGGGAAACAGCCAUUCUGAUCUUUGCCCAAAAGCCAAAAAUGGGGACAAGGGAAGAUGGAGAAAAGAGAGAGUUCAUGUUUCAAUUUAACCUCAGAUGCACUUUAAGUUAUCUCCAUUUACAUCUGCCUCGCCUAACACAGCACACAACUUAUCAGCCUUUGUAGCCAGAGCCUAAUUAAACCUUCUACCCCUCACAACCGGCUUUCUUUAAAGACGUAAAACAAAGUGAGAGCCUUAAACUCAGUUCUGUAGUUUAGAUUAAGUAAUUCCAUGGGGCCUUCUUAUUGAGCUCCUCAUGGAUGCUUUCUGAAACUUUAUAGUGGCCCAAGCAUUCCCUAAGCAAAAGCCAACUACGAAAGACGUAUCUCCCUAAUUCUGGAGUUUCCAAAGAAAGAAAGACUCCUUGAAAGCAAGGUGGAGCUGAAGAUUUUUGAGCCUGAGAUUCCAGGCCGAUUUCCUUGGGUUCCUAUCCUAUCGUACCGCUCCCAUGCCAUCUCACGUGCUCUGACACAAUCAUGUUCUUUUUGUUGUGAUCACCCAAACCACGUUUCAAGCUGAGGAUGGACUCGGUGACUCAGGGGCAACUGUCUGGUCGGCUUCAGCCUUGAAGCCCAGUUGUAUGUUUCCUUCCAGAGGGAUGGGGGAACUAGGAGGGACAGAGUUGGAGCAGGAGUGGAUGCUGCAUUUAACCAUGGAUUUUCCCCCCCUACCUCUGAGCUCUUGAUGCUGCUAAGUCUGUGCCGUGCAUACAACGUGCUCCAGCACCUCUCUCCAGGACUGAUUCCUGCUCAGUCUGCGAGGCUCUCCAGGCUGUGUUCUCCGCAUGCACCUGUUCUUCUGGAUAGUUCCAAUCUUCUGGUUUUAUGGAAUAAAAAAAAAAACUACAUAUGCCUGUUUGCAUUAUGAUUAAAAAUUAAAAAGUGGACCCAA
Molecule: messenger RNA, 11373 nt
Organism: Antechinus flavipes (yellow-footed antechinus)
Lineage: Eukaryota; Metazoa; Chordata; Mammalia; Dasyuromorphia; Dasyuridae
Gene: NOS1
Product: nitric oxide synthase 1
Exons: 30
Coding region: 730-5121 (1463 amino acids)
Biological process (GO): nitric oxide biosynthetic process
Molecular function (GO): calmodulin binding; nitric-oxide synthase activity; flavin adenine dinucleotide binding
Source: RefSeq, a predicted model, not a curated record